This is a messenger RNA of Malus domestica (apple), 615 nucleotides long. NCBI's taxonomy places the organism in Eukaryota, Viridiplantae, Streptophyta, Magnoliopsida, Rosales, Rosaceae. The record is from RefSeq and is a predicted model, not a curated record.
AUGUUGCGUGCUACGCUUACAGAGCCUGUUCUUUCUUUGACCGUCGGGUUGUCUACUUCUCGUGAGAUUUGGGAGCAUCUUCGUAAAAAAAUUUCUCAACAAUCCAUUGCCAACUCUACCCAUACUCGUUUUCAGUUGCUGUCUCUUCAUAAAGGUACUAAAAUAAUUUCGGACUAUCUGGGUCUUGCCAAACACUUGGCAGAUCAAUUGGCUUCUAUUGGCCAACCUGUUCAGAAUGAUGAUUUGGUGACUUAUGUAAAUGGCUUGGGGCCUGAAUAUGAGAUUCUUGUCUUGGCGCUAACCAACUUCCCUUAUCUACCGACAUUCAACGAUUUACGUGCUCGUCUUCUGGUUUAUGAAUCCAAACAUGUUAUGUCUCAAGCUACUUUGGCUCCCUCCGCUUUCUACUCCGUACGUAAUUCUGGUAGUAAUCUCUCUCAGGGACGUGGUAAUCUGUCCUCCCGCCCUCAUGGCACUUCAAGUAGCAAUCGACUUCCUCGUACUUAUGGUGGUGGUCGUUCUACUAUGCAUGGUGGUGCUGGUCGCUAUGGUCAGCGUGCUACACAUCAACGCCCUGGUAUACUUGGACCCGGUCCUGCUACUCGUGGCCCUUAA